AUGAAUAUCGACCUUCGUAAACAGGUUCGUUGGAUAUUUACAAAAAAAGUAAUUGUUGUUUUUACUACUGAUUAUUUGAUCAGUAGAAAAUCAUCAUCAUCAUCAUCAUCAUCAUCAUCAUCAUCAUCAUCAUCAUCAUCAUCAUCAUCAUCAUCAUCAUCAUCAUCAUCAUCAUCAUCAUCAUCAUCAUCAUCAUCAUCAUCAUCAUCAUCAUCAUCAUCAUCAUCAUCAUCAUCAUCAUCAUCAUCAUCAUCAUCAUCAUCAUCAUCAUCAUCAUCAUCAUCAUCAUCAUCAUCAUCAUCAUCAUCAUCAUCAUCAUCAUCAUCAUCAUCAUCAUCAUCAUCAUCAUCAUCAUCAUCAUCAUCAUCAUCAUCAUCAUCAUCAUCAUCAUCAUCAUCAUCAUCAUCAUCAUCAUCAUCAUCAUCAUCAUCAUCAUCAUCAUCAUCAUCAUCAUCAUCAUCAUCAUCAUCAUCAUCAUCAUCAUCAUCAUCAUCAUCAUCAUCAUCAUCAUCAUCAUCAUCAUCAUCAUCAUCAUCAUCAUCAUCAUCAUCAUCAUCAUCAUCAUCAUCAUCAUCAUCAUCAUCAUCAUCAUCAUCAUCAUCAUCAUCAUCAUCAUCAUCAUCAUCAUCAUCAUCAUCAUCAUCAUCAUCAUCAUCAUCAUCAUCAUCAUCAUCAUCAUCAUCAUCAUCAUCAUCAUCAUCAUCAUCAUCAUCAUCAUCAUCAUCAUCAUCAUCAUCAUCAUCAUCAUCAUCAUCAUCAUCAUCAUCAUCAUCAUCAACAUUCUUUCUUAAUGAUUAA
Messenger RNA from Schistosoma margrebowiei, 798 nucleotides. The record is from the annotation of a GenBank genome assembly. Lineage: Eukaryota; Metazoa; Platyhelminthes; Trematoda; Strigeidida; Schistosomatidae.